GAAUUCGUCAUCAGUGUGGCAUCAUUCUUAAUGGAAAUUAUACCUGUAGGACUCCGUCACCACUACACACAUUUUUCAUUAAUCAAUAAUUUCCCCUCCUUAUCUUUCUUUCUGUCUUUCUUUCAAUAAAUUUGUUUUCCAUCCUGCCUCUGUUGUACCAAAAUUUAAAGAUGAUGUUAAUGACGAAUAAGAUGGUGCGACGAGCAUUUGCGGCACUGAUGUAUUUGCUAAUGUCAUCACUGGCGAAGGUGGAGGCGAUGAUGCGAAGACGGAGACAAAGGCAGAGUGAAAAUGAUAACAACGACGGUUAUUGCCUGAGCUGGAGGUUAGGAGUGGAGGCCAACAAUGUGCGGUCGUGGAGGACAGUGCCACUGGAAUGCUACAAUCACGUGCAGCAGUACAUGACUGGUGGUCAGUACCUGCAGGAUAUGAACCUCAUCGUUAACCAAAUCGUUGCUUAUGCUUUUCAGAUUACUCUUUCCCCUGAUUCCAUGGAUGCUUGGAUUUUGGACGUCGAUGAUACCUGCAUCUCUAACCUUUCUUAUUAUCAGGGACACCGAUUCGGAUGCGAUCCAUUUGAUUCAGCAAAAUUCAAGGCAUGGAUUAUGAAGGGAAUGUGUCCAGCAAAUCCUGCCGUAUUACAAUUGUUCAAGACACUGAGAGAGAGAGGAUUCAAGGUAUUCUUGCUAACUGGAAGAGACCAAGCAACACUUGGUAAAAUUACCACUGACAACUUGCAUAACCAAGGUUUCAUUGGCUAUGAACGUCUUAUUUUGAGGACGGCAGAAUACAAAGGGCAAAGUGCAGUGAGAUACAAGUCAGCAAUUAGGAAGGAGAUUGAAGGACAAGGUUACAGAAUAUGGGGCAACGUUGGAGACCAGUGGAGUGAUCUCCAAGGAGAGUGUUUGGGCACUCGUACUUUCAAGCUCCCAAAUCCCAUGUAUUUCAUUUCUUGAUGAAUUACCUCAUCAACUUUUUUUUGGCUAAUUAAUCCUUCUAUAUAAUUAAAGUAUCCUACCUCUCAAAUGGUUGUUAUUGGUGGUCCAAAAUGAUUUCUCCCCAAUUUGUACUCAGGAAAUUAUGCUUAGUUUGGCCACUCAAUUAAUUUAGAGCUUUUCCUUAUUAUUAGCCGUAUUUUAAAUUUUAAAUAAUAUAUCACUAUGGUACAUCAAGUUUAAAGUAAAGAAAAAGUAUUGUUGUUAUGAGUUU
Arachis stenosperma is the source of this 1209-nucleotide messenger RNA. RefSeq names its product acid phosphatase 1-like. NCBI's taxonomy places the organism in Eukaryota, Viridiplantae, Streptophyta, Magnoliopsida, Fabales, Fabaceae. Gene Ontology annotation, molecular function: acid phosphatase activity. The transcript is spliced from 3 exons. The coding region runs from base 171 to 956 and encodes 261 amino acids. The record is from RefSeq and is a predicted model, not a curated record.